AUGGCUUCUAACCGUAAUCCUUACGGAAAUUUAGAUGACGCUUUUGAAACUUAUAUUGACAUGGAUUUCUUGAGAAAUGAUAAAUUAAUGGAGGAUGAAACCAACAACAACAAUAGCAUGUCUACUUCUGAUCUUUUUCAAUAUUUUUUUGAAGGUGAAGAGGGAGCAAAUGAAGCUCCUUCCUAUCAAACUCCGCCUCAUAUUCCAGAGGGCUACGGUUUAAUUUCUAAUGCUAUUAUGGGUGGUGGUGACCCAGUAAAGCUAGCUAAUCCUGUACAAACCAUUGAUAGCAUAAAUUUGCUAACUCAACAAUCUCAAUCUCAACAUUCUCAACCAAUAACUUCUACUACAGUUGAAACUUCUGUUUCAAUUUUGAAUGCACAGUUGGCAGAAUUAUUGUCAAAAUUUCAAAUUAAACAAAAUGUGCCAGAUAACAAAUUAUCUAAUACAACAACUCCUUCUGACAAUGACAUUAGUGCUGCUAAAUCCAUUUCGCAGCACACCACACCAACUACACCAAAAUCAUCAAAAGGCACUAGUAGUGAUAAUCAAAUACAAAUUGAUGACGAUAGUCAAUUAGAUAUUAAAAAAUUAUCAUCAAAAGAACGUCGACAAAUACAGUACAUUCAAAAUCUUGAGUCAAUAAAAAAUCAACAAGAAGAAGAAAUCAAUAUUCUUAAACAAGCUUUAUUACAUUUACAAGAAGAGAAUACACAAUUGAAACAAGAAGUAGAAGAAUUACGUAAAUUGAAUCAACCCAACAAAUCACACAUGACAUCACCACCUUCACCCCCACAUAAUCCUGCUACAUUAGCAUCACCAUUUAAUACCAAUAACAGUAAUGGUAGUUUACAAAUGAUUAAAGGGUCAUCAUCAACGUUAUUUACAAAUACUCAUCAACCAGCCUCUCCGACUUCACAAACGACAAGUCCAAACAUUUGGCAAGAUUCUCGUGUUAGAGUACAAACAACAUUUAUUCCUGAAUUUAAUUUUGAUAAAUAUUU
This is a messenger RNA of Entrophospora sp. SA101, 1004 nucleotides long. The record is from the annotation of a GenBank genome assembly. Lineage: Eukaryota; Fungi; Glomeromycota; Glomeromycetes; Entrophosporales; Entrophosporaceae.